Messenger RNA from Dictyostelium discoideum AX4, 651 nucleotides. RefSeq lists its product as hypothetical. Bases 1 to 651 code for a protein of 216 amino acids. The record is from RefSeq and is a predicted model, not a curated record. Lineage: Eukaryota; Evosea; Eumycetozoa; Dictyosteliales; Dictyosteliaceae. The transcript has 2 exons.
AUGAAAUACCAAAUAUUUCUUUUUUUUAUUACAUUAUUAAUUGGAUAUUCAAAGGUUGAAGGAGUUAGCUAUUUACAUAUGACUCCAUAUUUGGACGAAAAUUGCACAGUUUCGAAUGGAGAAAAUGGUGUUGGAUUUGCUUUUCAAAUUGGUGAAUGCUUUGGAAUAAAUAUAAAUCAUUCGAGUAAUAAUUACAGAGUUACACUAGAUAGUACAGGUACAAAUGGAACUAUAUCAGAAUAUUCAGAUUAUGACAUUACAUGCAGCGAGCAAAAAUCAAAUCCAGAUGUAUCAUAUCAAGUUGGUGGAUGUUAUAGAGCACCAGAAUAUGCCAACAGAGAUAUCUAUGUAGCUACCAAUUACGUUCUUAUUUCAAUUGAAAAUAAUCCAUCAAUUCCACUUUAUGGAUUUAGAGAAACUACUUAUGGUGAUAGUGCUUGUGAAUCAGAUCCACAAUAUUAUUAUUAUUAUACCAAUGAUAUAGUUUUCCAUAAUGGAUUAAACGAAUACUCAAGUUGGUAUUGUGAUAAUGAUAAACCAUACGAAAAAUUGUGUGAAAACUCCAACUGUAAAACAUCGUCUGUCGGUGGUGGUUGUAUUCGUAACUUUUCAGAAUGGCAUGAAAAAAAUUAUUUCUUAAAAUCUUGUUAA